AUGAGCACCGAGAUGCUCCACCUUGACAUGGCCAUGGAUCUGGACUCUGGCCGUCAGAUCGACCCCGACGUCCAGGCCACUCUCAGCGACUUCCUCACCUACAGCGAGCACCUGCCGUCGACCAUCGCGCGCAGCCUGUUCCUCAUCCACAGCCUGAAUCGCAAAGCCAACCACCUGACCCUCGACAUCCACAAUCUCCUUUCCACCUACAGCAACCUUCCCAAGACCACAGCGGACGCGACCGACGCCCCUGAUCCUGUCCAGUUGCGCAAAGACAUCAGUCUCGCCUACGACUCCCUGGAGAAAUGCAAGCGCAUGUCGGCUGCUGAAGCCAUCCGCCUCGAGGAAACCGUCGUCAAGGAUGCGACAAAGCUGCAGCUUGUUCAGAAGAAACUGAAGGCUAUGCCUCUCCCACCCGAACGCGAUGCCACUCCUGAUCCUGGUCUUGGUUCACCUCAACUGAGAAGGAAUGCCCAAGCACAACAGCAAGCCGACAAGCGCACUGCUCAGCACCGCACCGGCACCGCUCCGCGCGUCAGAGCUCAGAAAAUAAUGGUUCCUGGUGAGGUUCUGCCUCCUCCAAACCCAGACUCUCCUCCGCCAUCCGACUUCUCGCCCUCUCCUUCUCCCCCACCUCGCUCUCCCAACCAUGACAGAGCCCACAACCAAAUGAAGGCUGGAAGGCUUCAGAAAACUCCAAAGGUACCCAAGCCUUCUACAGAGCCCAAGGAAGCGUCACAGAAACCUCCUCGCGUGCGCCUGCCAGGUUCUUCUGGCACAAACGCACACUCGGCCGUCGCUGGCAUCAGUACUUCAAACGCACUGAUGGCUCUGACCGCUCCGCCACCAGAUGCUCUUCCUGGCAGUAAGUGGCUGCCGUGGAAGAGACUGACCGAGUACGAGAUGGCCACACUGCGCAAGAGAAUGAAGAAGAAUGCUAUCUGGAUCCCCUCGCCUGCCAUGAGAAACCGUGAGCUGAAGAAUCUCGGCAGAGGCGUGACGGCCAUGGAGGAGGCCAAAGCUGCUGCCGAGGCUUCAGGCCAGGGAUUUGUCGACGAAUUCGACCCUCACACAUGGACAGAUCCCACAUGCAUUCACAUUACCGACGCUCAACAGGCCGAGACUGCUAAAAUGCUUGGACCGGAAAUGCCUGACGACAACCAGGAUGCCGCACUUAUCAAUCGCGGCAUGCGCCUCAACGAGGCCAAGAAGCUCAAGCGUGAAAAGCUCAAGGCUGAAGAGGCCGUGAGGUUGCAAGAGGAGGCUGCUGGCUUACAGCCUACGACGGAGCAGAACAAGGAGAAAAAGACACCUCAAAAGGCACAGCCAAAGUUGAAAUCACAGACAGAAGCACAGGCCGUUCAAUCACAACCUCAGCCCUCUAAACUAGCUGAGUCACUUCCAACUCGGCCAGAUCCACCCGCCGAACAACAAGAAGCUGUCCAGGCACCUAUCAUCGAGGAGUCCGCGCCUGUACUUGAACCAACGGCUAAGUCUGGACUCAAGCAGAAGAAGCAGACCAAGCCAAAGACUGCGUCUGCGCCAGAGACCAUCCAGACUGAGGAGUUGCCUGUUGUCACAGUUCCAGCGCAGCCCGAACCUGCCGCCGAGUCGCUCACUCCGCCGGAAACGACACAAAGUGUCCAGCCCGAGGCAACUACUGAAACUGUUACGACCAGGAAGCGCAAACGCGAUGCUGCUACUCCUGCAGUGGAACAGCCUUCAGCCGAUCCUAUCGUGGAAUCACCUGACGUCCUAUCACUUCCUCGUAACGGCCCACAACCGAAGAAACUCAAGCUGAAUGUCACUGCUCCACCGCCAGCGGAAACACCUACGAUCACUGUUUCUACUCGUGCGAUCGCCGCUGUAAAAGAUGUCCCUUCUCCUAGCAACGCCAACACCCCUGCAGUUUCUAGCCCCCGCAUCUCUGUGAGACAGAAGUCACAGCGUAGCCAGCGCAAUUCUGCGCAGCCGGAGACUCAAAACGGAUCGAGUGAAGCAGCUGCUCAAACUCCCGCUGCCAACACAAGGGCAACAAGACCGACCACCAUUACUCUCAAGCAUUCCGCUACCAAGGCCGCCUCGGCAGAGCCAGCCAACACACGUCAAAGUUUACGUCGUAGUUCGAUUGCUUCGCUGCCUGGCUCUGCGAACAACAAGCUUCGCUCUCCUGCGCCUGGCAAUGUUGAUACUACUGCAGACACCAACACUGGAAGGCGACCUCUUCGCAAAAAGCUACCUAUGGGAAUUCUUCAAGCCGAGGAGUACGGUAUGAAGGUCAUAGUAGGCAAACCUAGAGCUGCGUCAAAGAAGAAGAAGAAGACCGAGGUCAAGGGCGAAGCUGCUACACCUGUCAUCGAGGAUGAGAUGAUCGAUCCCGACGAACCACGCUAUUGUAUCUGUGGAGAUGUCAGUCACGGCACCAUGAUUGCUUGUGAUAAUGAGGCUUGCGAGAUCGAGUGGUUCCAUCUCGAAUGUGUUGGUCUGACAGAGCUCCCUGGAAGACGAGCCAAGUGGUAUUGCCCGGUCUGUCGCGAGAAGCUGAAGAAAGGACUGGACAAGAAUGGCAUCGUCGGUUAA
Molecule: messenger RNA, 2580 nt
Organism: Aureobasidium namibiae CBS 147.97
Lineage: Eukaryota; Fungi; Ascomycota; Dothideomycetes; Dothideales; Saccotheciaceae
Exons: 3
Coding region: 1-2580 (859 amino acids)
Biological process (GO): regulation of DNA-templated transcription
Cellular component (GO): nucleus; Rpd3L-Expanded complex; Rpd3L complex
Source: RefSeq, a predicted model, not a curated record